AUGUACUUUCCAAACCUCUGUUACCCUCUGAAUCAUCUUUCUGAUUCCGAUGCCUGUCCAAAGAUUGAUCGCAAACUUUACAGUCUCAAAAAGGAAGUUUCUGCGCAAGACUCUAAGAACCGGAAGACACUUUCCCAGAUUAAAAUUGCAACUCACUUAUGUUUCAUCUGCGUUGUGGUUCUCUUUGAUAUUCGAGAUCUUGUACCUCACAAUGCGAAGCUGGAAAAAGGAGUUGAUGGCUUGUUUGGCAGUUUCGCAAGGCUGGAUUCACGAAUAUCAAGUGUCGGACAAACUGCUGCAAAAAUUGGAGACCAUCUGCAGAUGACGAUCAGAUAUCUAAUGCUCCUCUUGUUUAGCAUUAAAAUUAUUUCAUUGAUUUCUAUCCUGCUAUACUUGAUGGAGUUCAAUAGUAGUCCUGGUGACCUAAUGGAAAUUUCACCUCUAUUUUCUGAUGACAGUCGUGUAGCUGAGGCAGCUUCAAUAGCGAAGAAAUUGAGAUCAUUUGCUGAGGAAGACUUUGGAAGACAAGGCAUGGUCGUCUCUUCAGCUGUAGGGAAUGCAACAGCAAGCCAUGGAUUGGAAGUUGCAGUUGCUAGUUUUCUAGAAUAUUGCAAUAGUAUGUUAAUUUGUUGA
This is a messenger RNA of Fraxinus pennsylvanica, 633 nucleotides long. The record is from the annotation of a GenBank genome assembly. Lineage: Eukaryota; Viridiplantae; Streptophyta; Magnoliopsida; Lamiales; Oleaceae.